AUGAAUCUGUGGCAGUGGGCAUGGGCGUGGGUGUGGCUGGUUGGGCUGGGGGCCAUAGAAACAGCACCCAGCCCAGAAAGUGCCAAGACCUUGGCCCUGGGAGCAGAUUCUCCAGUCUUCAUAGACAGACCUGACUUCUUUGAUUACCCAGAUUCAGACCAAGCCAGGCUCCUGGCUGUGGCCCAGUUUAUUGGUGAGAAACCUAUCACCUUUGUUAACUCAGAUUCCAAAUCCAGGUCCUUCCAUCACAUCCUGGUGGGCAUUCUGGCAGUGGCCUUCAUCUUCUUCCUUUUUCAGUUCUGCACACACAUGAACUGCCGGAAAGGGGCCUGA
Molossus molossus (Pallas's mastiff bat) is the source of this 333-nucleotide messenger RNA. It is a transcript of the gene FIMP1, whose product is annotated as chromosome unknown C16orf92 homolog. Lineage: Eukaryota; Metazoa; Chordata; Mammalia; Chiroptera; Molossidae. Gene Ontology annotation, biological process: fusion of sperm to egg plasma membrane involved in single fertilization. The transcript has 4 exons. The record is from RefSeq and is a predicted model, not a curated record. The coding region runs from base 1 to 333 and encodes 110 amino acids.